GGAGAUGAGGACAGCGACCGUGAGAGGAAGACACGGCACAGAAGAGAGAGGAGCGAAGCCUGGCUCGGAAUUAACCUCGGCCGGACUGUCUUCGCGUGGGUCGAACGCGGUCCUGUGUUCGCGCGGCGCAGGAAGUCAGACGAGGGGUAAGAGACGAGGAGCUGCCGCUGCUCUCCACAGGACCGUCACCGGGGCCGACCCGCCCGGGGGGAACCCAUCCAUGUCCUUCCCUUUGUCCCUCCAUACUUGGCCACGGCAGGUUUCUCUCGGCUGGCGACGUGGAGAUCUGAACAAGAGAAGGAAAAAGUGACAGAGGAAGAGAGCGAGGAAGAGAAAGGGAGGGGGGAGGGAGGGAGGGGAGGGAGGGGAGGGGGCGCGUUCGAAACAAUGUUUUGACGAGGAGACAAAGCAGAGCAGCUGUGGCGCGUGCUCCGCCAGAGGUUCACGACCGACACAUCCUGGAUGUUGGAGGAUAAUCAUCUCUUUUUUUUUGUUGUUGUCAGUGACAUUGGUGUCUUUUUCAUCCUCCACCUCCAAGGUUAAUCUCCAAGACGGGGUUUCUUUGUCCUGCAGAAGGGGGUGUCCAAGAAUCUCAAGGUGGAUGUUUGCUUUAGUACAUUGUCAUCAUCAUCAUCAUCCUCAUCAUUAUCAUCAUCAUCAUCACCACUGCUGACUGAAUAAUCACUGUUCAGUUGAGCAGCUCGGUGUCCUCUUGAGGAGCUGGACCCUCUCAUCAGGUCUGCUCACUCCAGACCACAAGGAGAUAUAUCACUUGAACUUCAAAGGUUCAGUCUCUUUUAUCUAAAAAAAAAGAAGAAGAGUUUUGUGGAAAAUCAGAAUUUGUGAUAUUGGAGAGGUCACAAACCCCUGCGACCUUUUCUGGCUUUGCCAUCUGAACACCUGCACAUUUAAUGCAUCCUGUCAAAUGGUGUAACGGGUGUCUGUGUGACGUUGGACUGCAGAACUCCAAACUCCACUGCAAGAUGACAUCCGAGGAGCUCUUCCACCUGCCGCUCAACAUCUACAUCAUCAUCCUGAGCAUCGGCCUCUUUGUCCUCAUGCUCAGCCUCAUCUUCUGCUGCUAUCUCUUCAGACUGAGGCGACAAGGUGCAAGAGAACAGUAUGGCUACAAUGAGGUUGUUUUGAAAGGAGCGGGGAAGAAACUGAGCCUUCUUGGUCAAACAUGUGCCGUGUGUUUGGACGAGUUCCGCAGCAGGGAAGAGCUCGGGGUUUGCCCAUGUUCGCAUGCUUUUCACAAGAAGUGUCUGCUAAAAUGGUUAGAGAUCCGCAGUGUCUGCCCCAUGUGCAACAAGCCCAUCUGUCGCCUCCAGCCUGGCCCGCCACAAGCCUCCGACCGGCGGCAAAGCCUCCUGGAGGUCUGAGAGGGGGAACGUAUGUCCGGCAGCACCUCAGUCGACACGAGUCCCUGUCGAGGGUCCUCUUUCACUGCCCGGCAGACUGUCAUUUGAGUUCAAUGUUUUGAGGCAGAGCUACCGUGGAAGAAGAAACGUUAUAACUCGUAAGUACUGAACCAAAGAACCUACCAGCCAAAGUAUCUAAUGGGACAAUGGUAGAGACUUUUCACUGAUAACCAGAUUAAGGCUUACUAGCCUACAUACUGCAAUUUACAGUACCCUACCUAGGCUAUGCUAAAGCACAAGUGCCUUAAUAAAGCUGCAGAUCCUCUGAAGGCCACUGCAUUCUAAUUCAAACUGGGUAGAUGGAUGUUAACCAGCUAAUUCCAGUUUAUACUAUAUGUGAGUAUUGGUGGCAGUCUUUAAACUGUUUCAUUGGCCGGACUUUGACUUAAGGGGAGCCGUGUUUUUUUCAAUUUUAUUCGUUUGUCGGGAUGAAACUUUUUUUUUUUUUUUAUCUGCAAAGAUUGACAGUCAUCCAGGUCAUGGUUAUCCGUGGGAUCUGGUUGUAGACACUGGAAGACGGUUCACCUCUCGUCCAAGAGGCGUGUUCAGUUUUGACUGACUGACUGACCCCAGGUAUCUGACCCGGGGGGGGGGGGUAUCAGACGUCACUUGGUUCGUUGGUGCCCCUGGCUGUUGUAACAACAGUUGUUACAGCUGUUGUUACAACAGUUGUAACAACAGUUGUUACAGCUGUUGGAGUCGAAGUGUUAACAACCAUCAGUUUUCACCUGAGGCGUCUAAAAUAUGUUGAUUGUUAUCAUUGAAGGAGUGUCCCUUAUUUUUUAAGGUGUAGGUAAACGGACAUGAGGAGUUGGCCCUCCUGGCCCUCCUGUGUGGAGCCAUGCGUUUGUUUAAUGGUUAUUUACUUACAAUGACGUGUACUUUCCUCGCAGCAUUGUACUGCAUGUAAAUGCAAGUGAUUCCAAAUGGUUCACUUACUUUUUUCCUGCCACUGUAUUCAAGGGGCGAGUGGAGUCAGAUAAUGUACUAACAGCUUUAGAAAAUGUCCUUCUAAUCCACACAAACAGCAUUUUGGGAAUGUUGGAUGUGUAGUGUCACUUCUGUAACUCUGCUAAUUAGAUUAUUUCUGCCUCCAGAGCAGCUCUGCCUCUGAGACAUGACAGGGUUUUUUUUUUCAGUUUGCCCCAUAAUUAUAUUCAGCUCCACAUGAAUAUGAUGUGUCUUGGUCUUGGAAAGAGGAAGACUCAACCACCAGACAGCACCAGCUUCGAAGACAUCAGAACCACCUUUGCCCUAGAUUUGAUGAGGAAUGAGAGAUGUUGACCUCUUUUACAAUCAAAAUGACCAGACAUAAUUAAGCGAAACAGGACCAUUGCAAACUCAACAAGAUUCAGUGGUGUGUGUGAGUGUUUUGGCUGUGCCGUAAUCUUUCAUUGUGUCACAAUCAAUCGGCUCCAUCCCACAGUGUGUUGCCAAGCUGAAGGAAGCGAGUGACGCCCUAAAGACAAAACAGUUGAAUCAUGUGGGAGCUGAUAUUAAAGACAAUUACUCGCAUGCUUGUUCAACUACAAUGAAAAGGUCAGAGGUGACCUCACCUCAAAAAUUACACAUAUAAAAUAUAUACAUGGUUUUCAAGUUAUUUUAAAGAAAUGUUUUGAAUCUUAUCUGGCUGUCAAUAAAGGCUAUUUAGUAUGUCAGCUAAAACACUUUGACAUUUGUCAAACCAUUGGAUGCCAUCGAUGCCAAUGAGACUGAAAUGAACCGAGCAUUCAUUCAUGUCUAAGAACUGUUCUGUACUGUGGUGAUAUAAAUAGACACACUGCACUGAUAUGAAGAACCUGUAUGAGCUGGUUUCUUGUCUGACUGAGGGGGUGCCCCACGAACACCAUUCUCUAUGUGUACCAUGGAACAUAGUAUGAGCACUGUGUAAAUUGUAAAUGCUUUUUAAAUCCGCUGACUUAUGAAAAUAAAUAUAUCUAGUGUUUUGUUAGGGUCA
Molecule: messenger RNA, 3378 nt
Organism: Scophthalmus maximus (turbot)
Lineage: Eukaryota; Metazoa; Chordata; Actinopteri; Pleuronectiformes; Scophthalmidae
Product: RING finger protein 122
Exons: 6
Coding region: 912-1382 (156 amino acids)
Molecular function (GO): zinc ion binding
Source: RefSeq, a predicted model, not a curated record